Molecule: messenger RNA, 733 nt
Organism: Ictalurus punctatus (channel catfish)
Lineage: Eukaryota; Metazoa; Chordata; Actinopteri; Siluriformes; Ictaluridae
Product: cystatin-B
Exons: 4
Coding region: 321-620 (99 amino acids)
Cellular component (GO): cytosol
Molecular function (GO): cysteine-type endopeptidase inhibitor activity
Source: RefSeq, a predicted model, not a curated record
UGGUAUUUUGGACAAACCAGGGGUGUUUCAACAGUAUAAAAAGAGAGCCCCAUUUCAGGGGACUUUCAGGUCACUCUGGGACAUCCCUCUGUGUGGAUCUCCUGUGGUGAGCAGCAAUAAACCCUUGCUUUUCCCAUUCAUGGCUCUCUGUGAUUUUGUCAUCCUCAAACUGAUGAAAUAGACUUCAUUAAAAAUUCAUCAUGAUGCAGAGUUGUGAGAGUAUAAAUAUGUGGACUUUACAGUGAAUCUCGUACGAGUUUGUGCUGAAAUAUUCUCACUGCAGAACUCUUCAGAAACUCAUCUGAAUCACCUGAAACAUCAUGUCUACUUGCAUAGCUGGAGGCUGGACUAAAUGGAGGACAACUGAUGAUGAUGAUGUGAAGAAUAUCUGCGAGUUGGUGAAACCUGAAGCUGAGGAGAUGGAAAAAACAAAGUUUACUGUUUACGUCCCCCUGAACUACCGAAGCCAGGUUGUAGCAGGAAUAAACUACGAAAUGAAGGUGUUUGUGGGAAAUGACUCGUGUCUUUUUCUGAGAGUUUUCCAGGGACCCGGUCCUGAUCCUGAAUCAGUGCUUCAGAGAACUACAGUGUUUUCACUUCCCAGCAUCAUUACCCAUUAAAAUCCCUGAAUAAUGAUCUGUGUGUAAUGAAAUGUUCUUUAUCAUUGCUUCAUGUUUGUGGUAAAGAGACAACUUAAAGACAAUAAUAAACUUCUUCAAAUGAUCAGUACAAA